This is a messenger RNA of Cercopithifilaria johnstoni, 234 nucleotides long. The record is from the annotation of a GenBank genome assembly. Lineage: Eukaryota; Metazoa; Nematoda; Chromadorea; Rhabditida; Onchocercidae.
AUGCUACUGAAACCCACAAGCAUAACACCAACUACAAAAUACUGCAGCACGGCAGCAGCACUGACAAAAUUGGGGUUGCAUCUGAAGAAGGGUGGGCGGGAGAAGCGACUCAGCAGCAGCCGGUAUAGUGAUGGCAUGCGAGGUGAGGAUGGAGGGGAUGGGCAGAUGUGGAAACCAAAACAAAAUAUAUUUUGGAAUGGGAGAAGUUGCGUGAGAAAGGAAACGGGUCGUUAA